UUUUAUUGCUCUGCAAUACUCUCUAAUGCCUUCCAGCUGCAUUGAGGACAAUUUGUUCAUUUCUCUCAGCAAUCAAAAUGUGUUUUGACUAGUAAGUCCGUAUUUAGUUUUUCUGUAAACGUUUCUCUUAAUGGGAGUAUUUUCCAGAUGUUGUGUUAGUCUGGUCAUCCGGGCCCUCUUCCAAGCCCUGUGGAAAGUUUGCUGUCAUGAGCUGUCAUUGGUGAUGUGUUUAACAAGCUGCCUAAUUACCUGACCCCAGCACAGUUCUGAAGCAAUAUAUAAGGAUUCUGGAACAGCCCUGGAAGCAGGCACACUCUCUUCUAGGAAUGAUGUCGUACCUGAAAGUUAUGAUCAUAUGGAACAUACUUGGCUUAUCCCUGGUGGUCCUUUCACUGUCCUUGAUUCCAGAAGUGUCUUCUCAAGAUGUAUCGAGCUGUACAGGGAGAUGUGGGGCAGGGUACUCUAGAGAGCAUGACUGCCAGUGUGAUUUUAACUGUCAUCACUACAUGGAGUGCUGCCCUGACUUCAGGAAAGUCUGCACAGUGGCCGUCUCCUGCGAGGGACGCUGCUUUGAAUCCUUCGAGAGGGGAAGGGAGUGUGACUGCGAUGCCGACUGUGAGCGAUACGGCAAAUGCUGCCCAGACUACACCAAGCAUUGCAAAGAGGCACACACAGCAAAGCCAACCCCAGAGACUCCUCCAGAAAACAAAUCAACAUCUAAAAGGUCCUCCACAGAUGAGGAAGAGCUGCCAGAUGAAGCUGUGGAAGACUCUGAAGUCCAAGUGACCACUCCUGCUCCAACUACAGAACCUGCACAGACAACCCUUGGAGCCACAGAGGAACCACCUACCAAGGAAGACACUCCCACAACCCCAAAGGUAGAGGAUACAACCCCUCAGGCCACAGAGGAGCCAGCGACCGAAGACGACGCUCCCACCACAGAUGCAGCAGAAGAUGUGACCCCUGAUGCCACAGAGGAACCAGUGACUGAAGUGGAUCCCACCGACAUCCCCCCAACGCAAGACCCAACCCCUGAUGCCACUGAGGCACCAGCAACCGAGACGGAAUCACCCACCAGCCGCACAUCGGAGGAAACAACCCCAGAGGAGCCCACCACCAACACACCAGAAGAAACAACCCCAGAAGAGCCAACAACACCCACACCAGAAGAAACAACCCCAGAGGAGCCCACAACACCCACACCAGAAGAAACAACCCCAGAAGAGCCCACAACAGCCACACCUGAGGAGACAACCCCAGAGGAGCCAACAACCCCCACACCAGAAGAGACAACCCCAGAGGAGCCCACAACACCCACACCAGAAGAAACAACCCCAGAGGACCCGACAACACCCAAACCAGAGGAGACAACCCCAGAGGAGCCGACAACAGCCACACCUGAGGAGACAACCCCAGAGGAGCCGACAACUCCCAAACCAGAAGAGACGACCCCAGAAGACCCGACAACACCCACACCGGAAGAAACAACCGCAGAGGAGCCCACAACCCCCACACCAGAAGAGACAACCCCAGAAGAGCCGACAACACCCACACCUGAGGAGACAACCCCAGAGGAGCCGACAACACCCACACCUGAGGAGACAACCCCAGAGGAGCCGACAACACCCACACCUGAGGAGACAACCCCAGAGGAGCCGACAACUCCCAAACCAGAAGAGACAACCCCAGAAGAGCCGACAACUCCCAAACCUGAGGAGACAACCCCAGAGGAGCCGACAAGCCCCACACCUGAGGAGACAACCCCAGAGGAGCCCACAACUCCCAAACCAGAGGAGACAACCCCAGAGGAGCCCACAACGCCCAAACCAGAGGAGACAACCCCAGAGGAGCCGACAACCCCCACACCAGAAGAGACAACCCCAGAGGAGCCGACAACCCCCAAACCAGAGGAGACAACCCCAGAGGAGCCCACAACUCCCAAACCUGAGGAGACAACCCCAGAGGAGCCGACAAGCCCCACACCUGAGGAGACAACCCCAGAGGAGCCCACAACUCCCAAACCAGAGGAGACAACCCCAGAGGAGCCCACAACGCCCAAACCAGAGGAGACAACCCCAGAGGAGCCGACAACCCCCACACCAGAAGAGACAACCCCAGAGGAGCCGACAACCCCCAAACCAGAGGAGACAACCCCAGAGGAGCCCACAACUCCCAAACCAGAGGAGACAACCCCAGAGGAGCCAACAACCCCCACACCAGAAGAGACAACCCCAGAGGAGCCGACAACCCCCACACCUGAGGAGACAACCCCAGAGGAGCCCACAACUCCCAAACCAGAGGAGACAACCCCAGAGGAGCCCACAACUCCCAAACCAGAAGAGACAACCCCAGAGGAGCCGACAACCCCCAAACCAGAGGAGACAACCCCAGAGGAGCCGACAACCCCCACACCAGAAGAGACAACCCCAGAAGAGCCGACAACCCCCAAACCAGAGGAGACAACCCCAGAGGAGCCGACAACCCCCACACCAGAGGAGACAACCCCAGAGGAGCCGACAACCCCCACACCAGAAGAGACAACCCCAGAAGAGCCAACAACUCCCAAACCUGAGGAGACAACCCCAGAGGAGCCGACGACUCCCAAACCAGAGGGGACAACCCCAGAAGAGCCGACAACACCUAAACCAGAAGAGACAACCCCAGAAGAGCCGACGACUCCCACACCUGAGGAGACAACCCCAGAGGAGCCGACAACACCCAAACCAGAGGGGACAACCCCAGAGGAGCCAACAACACCCACACCUGAGGAGACAACCCCAGAGGAGCCGACAACUCCCAAACCAGAAGAGACAACCCCAGAGGAGCCGACAACCCCCACACCAGAAGAGACAACCCCAGAGGAGCCGACAACCCCCACACCAGAAGAGACAACCCCAGAGGAGCCGACAACCCCCACACCAGAAGAGACAACCCCAGAAGAGCCGACAACUCCCAAACCUGAGGAGACAACCCCAGAGGAGCCCACAACACCCACACCUGAGGAGACAACCCCAGAGGAGCCGAUGACUCCCAUACCAGAGGGGACAACCCCAGAAGAGCCCACAACACCCAAACCAGAAGAGACAACCCCAGAAGAGCUGACCACCCCCACACCUGAGGGGACAACCCCAGAGGAAACAAUGACCCCCACACCUAAGGAGACAACACCCAAACCUGAGGAGACAACCCCAGAGGAGCCGACAACUCCCAAACCAAAAGAGACAACCCCAGAGGAGCCGACAACACCCAAACCUGAGGAGACAACCCUGGAGGAGCUGACAACAGCCACACCUGAGGAGACAACCCCAGAGGAGCCGACAACUCCCAAACCAGAAGAGACAACCCCAGAGGAGCCGACAACACCCAAACCAGAGGGGAAAACCCCAGAGGAGCCCACAGCACCCACACCUGAGGAGACAACCCCAGAGGAGCCAACCACCCCCACACCAGAGGAGACAACCCCAGAGGAGCCCACAACACCCAAACCAGAAGAGACAACCCCAGAGGAGCCCACAACUCCCACACCUGAGGAGACAACCCCAGAAGAGCCAACAACACCCACGCCAGAAGAAACAUCCCCAGAAGAGCCAACAACACCCAAACCAGAAGAGAUAACCCUAGAGGAGCCCACAACACCCACACCGGAAGAGACAACCCCAGAAAAGCUAACAACUCCCAAACCAGAAGAGACAACCCCAGAGGAGCCAACAACUCCCAAACCAGAGGAGACAACCCCAGAGGAGCCGACAACACCCACACCUGAGGAGACAAUCCCAGAGGAGCCGACAACACCCAAACCAGAGGAGAAAACCCCAGAGGAGCCCACCACCCCCACACCUGAGGAGACAACCCCAGAGGAGCUGACAACUCCCAAACCAGAGGAGACAACCCCAGAGGAGCCAACAACACCCAAACCAGAGGUGACAACCCGAGACGAACCAGCGACCUUGGCUGACUCUCCUACCACCCCAAAACCUGAAGAGACAACCCCAGAAGAACCUACAACGAUGGCAGACUCUCCUACGACCCCUAAAGCCGAAGAUGCAGACUCUCCGACCAGCCCUGCAGCCCCUGAGGCCGAUAGCACUGCCAGUAAAGCCACAGCUGCUCCUGGCAAUGCUGCCGCCACAACAGCUGGUAACGACUCCCCCACAGCUGGGGUAGGCACAAUGCUUUCAGAUACCACAACUGAGAACAAGGAGACAACAACACCCAAGAAAGACAGAACUACUCUGCUUAAAGACAUUUUCACAGCUAUGAUGACAACAGCUAAACCAGGUGACUCUCCUAAAGGUAUGGAUGACAUUCCAAACACAACUCCUAUGGCCAAGCAACCUGCCACUGCAGCAGCUGAAUCAGAAACAACUUCUACAGACACCAAGACUUCAACAACAGCAGCCACAGCUCCCUUGCCCAAUCCCACUGUGCUGGUAACAACCAUCAAAGAAGAUUCAACUCCUCAACCCAGUGAGGCUGUAACACUAAAUGAAAAAGAGGCAACUACAGAAACUGAGCAGGCUGGGCCAGCAGCAGACAAAGAUAGCCCAGGUGCUGCUUGUGUUAUUGUGGAGAUGACAACAGCUGGUAAAAAAGAGGUAACAACCAUCAAAGAAAUGGGCACUACACCUGAAAAAGAAAUGGAAGAUGUCACUGAAAAGGCCCCUAGUAUUGACAAAGAAGAGGUAACUACAGUUACCAAAGAAACCACAACAAGGGAUAAAAAGGACACGAUAGAAGAAAUGUAUCUUUUGUCUAAUGGGACAUCCAAGCCAACAAUACAUUUCCAGGAGGUCACUGAGGCCAGAGAAGAGCCUCACCCAACCGAACCCGAAACUCUGCCAGAAAAAGAAGAGCCCGAGAUAAACAAGCCUUUAAUACAGGUUGGGGACCUGCCAAUGUUCCCUGGAGAAACACAAGAGAGGAAAGACGAGAAGGACCUGUGCAGCGGGAAGCCAGCGGACGGCAUGGUCGCUCUGCCCAAUGGCACCCUGGCCGUCUUCCGAGGUCACUAUUACUGGCUGCUGAACGGCCGGGCCCCGCCGACCACCAACCCCCGCCGGAUCAGCGACGGCUGGGGCAUCCCCUCACCCAUCGACUCCGUCUUCUCCAGGUGCAACUGCGAUGGGAAAACCUUCUUCAUCAAGGGUCCCCUGUACUGGCGCUUCACUAAUGGUGUUAUGGAUAAAGGCUAUCCCAAACCUCUCGCAACUGGAUUUGCAGGGUUAAGUGGGAGAAUAGUAGCAACCCUCCCUGUGGCAAGAUACAACAACAGACCAGAAUCUGUUUAUUUUAUCAAAAGAGAUGGGAACAUCCAGCAGUAUGUGUACAGACAAGAACCAGCCAAGAAGUGUCAAAGAAGGGCGCAGGUCACCAUCAGAUACCCAGCCUUUGUCCCCAGAGUUGUCAUCAGGCGGCGCUUCCAGCGCGCCGUGCGCAUGCCAACUGUCAUCCGCACUGUCAGGAUCCACCCCCACCCCUCUGGCAUUCUGCGCAAGGAAAUCCAAAUGACAACGUACUGGAGAGGGCUCCCCAAAGUUGUCCACUCAACUCUCUCUGUGCCCAACCAGAGCAAGCCCGAUGGUUACGAUUACUACGCCUUCUCUUACAAUCGGUACUACAGUUUGGAUAUUGGCAAAAGAAUGGCACGACCUGUUACUGCUCUCACAGGAAAGACUGUAUCCAAAGACUGGUACAACUGUCCCAGCAAGUGAUGCACAGCAGAGGAGUUUAAAAAAAGAUGCCAUUUGAAUGUCAACAUUUUUUCUAAUUUUAUUAAUAAAAGACAUUGAAAUGUGUGCACACAGCUCUAAGUAUGAAAUGCUGCUUCAAGCUCUGACUUCAUUACACUAAGCAACCACAGGCAAACUGGCACUUUGUAUACACAGCUGGAAGUACUUUACAAUUAAUUUAACUAAUGUUUCCUCUGUUCAGGCCUCCUCUGCCUCCCAUGGCAUGAGUUACACCUGUGCAGGGAAAGAAAACAAGUGCAUUAGUGUAAACAUAUGAUACUUCAUCCUUCCCUAAGGAAUUGUCAGGGCAGUGGAGUGGUUCCUUUCUGACACAGUUCAAGCUCCUCUCUCUCCCCUAAGCCUGGUGACACAUGUACAUGUCACCUGGGUCAUGCAAAAGGCUGGGGGUGACUUGUGAUCCUGAGCCAAACCAAUGAGCAGAGGAUUCCUACUACACCUGAAAUCAGUUAGUCCCUGCCUUUUUGUUAUUAAAAAAAAUGGUGACACAUGGAAGAAAAUCUAUCCUAGUCCCACCUCCUUAUUUUUUUCCCCUUAAAAUACCAGCUGACCUAUAUUUCAAUGCUAAUAUUGAGUCAUCUACAAUGUUAAAAUAAUGCAAAACAGAAUAAAAUCCAUCUAAGGCUUUUUCUUAAUACGGAAGUUGCAAACAACUAUUUCUUGUCAUGGUUUAACUCUAUUGCACUAAAAAAACUGUAAUACUUCCAAUAAAGCUUUUUUUCAAUGAGUA
Messenger RNA from Corvus hawaiiensis (hawaiian crow), 6477 nucleotides. It is a transcript of the gene PRG4, whose product is annotated as proteoglycan 4. The record is from RefSeq and is a predicted model, not a curated record. Lineage: Eukaryota; Metazoa; Chordata; Aves; Passeriformes; Corvidae. The transcript has 12 exons. The coding region runs from base 327 to 5711 and encodes 1794 amino acids.